This is a messenger RNA of Drosophila obscura, 1198 nucleotides long. It is a transcript of the gene mbf1, whose product is annotated as endothelial differentiation-related factor 1 homolog. The record is from RefSeq and is a predicted model, not a curated record. Gene Ontology annotation, molecular function: DNA binding. NCBI's taxonomy places the organism in Eukaryota, Metazoa, Arthropoda, Insecta, Diptera, Drosophilidae. The transcript is spliced from 4 exons. Gene Ontology annotation, cellular component: nucleus.
UCUAGCACACACAACCUACAAAUUCAGAGAUAGUUCUGGAAUUUAUAGUUUUAAUUAAUAAUAAAAGAAAGCUAAGCAUAAGUGAAGCAGUCAAUAUGUCAGACUGGGAUUCUGUUACAGUUCUCCGGAAAAAGGCUCCGAAGUCGUCUACUCUAAAAACCGAAUCGGCGGUCAAUCAGGCUCGCCGCCAAGGCGUUGCCGUGGACACCCAACAAAAAUAUGGUGCUGGCACCAACAAGCAGCAUGUGACCACCAAAAACACUGCCAAGCUGGACCGCGAGACUGAGGAAUUGCGCCACGACAAGAUACCGCUUGACGUGGGCAAGAUCAUCCAACAGGGACGUCAGAACAAGGGUCUCAGCCAGAAGGACUUGGCCACUAAAAUUUGUGAGAAACAGCAGGUUAUAACUGAUUACGAGGCCGGACGCGGCAUUCCUAACAACUUGAUACUCGGAAAAAUGGAACGGGUGCUUGGCAUCAAGCUGCGCGGCAAGGAGCGUGGCCAACCAAUAGCGCCUCCCGGUAAAAAGUGAGACGACGCUGCCGCGUCCACUGCUUGUGGCGCUCCACCAUCGAACACCUCAACACGCAACAAUGCCAGACAGCAGCAGCAACAACAACAGCAGCAGCACCAGCAACACCAGGAGCCUGGCUGGAGCACCGUGAGCAGAAGACGCAAAUGAAGCCUUAUCGGGAGGCUCUUAACCAAAUCAAAUCGGAUUAACUAAACCACGCAGCCCAAGACACACACAAAUCCACACCCAAUUCUCCUUUUACCUAUGAGCGCGCCAUAGUUCUUGAAUGUUUGUUUGAUGCCAAAAACGAAACUAAUCGCCGCGUUUCACACACAUAAACACGAUGGCUUUACCUAUUAUUAUAACUACCAUUUGCAUCCCCCUUCCCCCCUUUUUAUUUGUUUUCUGAUAAAUUGAAUAUUGUAAUUUUAAAAUACAAAUCACAAGCACAGCCUCGCUCUUCCCUCGCAGAGGCCACAGAGACAGAGAGAGAGACACUAAAGCGAAACGCAACAGACUAAUUUGAUAUUAUUUGAUAAGGGUCAGCGCUCAUAGUUUGAGGGGAAAAAUAUUUUUCAUUCAUACACACAUUCGCAAUGGCAAUUGGCAGGCAGCAAAGUUGCCUUUCUUUUCGGUUAUACAAAAAUUUAAGUUGUGGAAUUAAAAAGCAAAACAUGAAAACA